AUUCUGCUAAACACUCCAAUUUUACAACCCGAUAACCCGCAAGAGCAGUGAAUGCCAUUACCCACGGAAACUGGAGUUUGACUAAUGAUAAUCCCCUCCAACAUCAUCUGGUUCGAUGACGGUGAUUGGCUGGGACUAGAGCUGUCCUUCCCGGGAGGCACCCGUUGGAAAGUCACAACCAAGAUCAGGGAGUGCGAAGAUCUAUAUUCUCAGAAAGAUCAUGAAGAAGGAGGAAUUGUCUCUGAGGCUCGUGCGGUUUUUGUUGCGUCAAAAGUUGCCGGGCAAGCCCCGCCGACCGCAGUACUUAAAAUCCACAUGCAGGUACCAUGGUGGGGAAGUGCCACUAAAAGAUCAUCCAUCCGGGCUCAACAGGCAGUUGCAGAGCCCUCAGCAAGGAGCGAAAACGAAGUUGAAGCGCUACGGCUCCUAACAGAAGCAGGAUGCUCCAGCACCCCAGCUCUAAUUGAUUGGAUGAAUCGCGAACAAUCUCAAGAUCAAUGGAUCCCUGGUGGGUAUAUACACUUCAUUGUAAUGGAGAUGGUACCGGGUGUCGAUGUGUGCUUCAUUAUUGAUGAUAUGGAUAGAGGUGAGCGGGAUGAGCUGAGAGCAGCCUUCAAACAAUCAUGGCUGGAAUGCAUUUCUUGUGGGUUGACAAAUCUCGACCGUGGAGCAAAGAACCUUCGGUGGGAUGCGGCAAGGAAAAAGUGUUAUAUAAUCGAUUGGGAGAGGCACUGUGCUCCAGAGGAGGACGGUGAUUCAACUUGGCGUGAUGCCAACUAUUUAUCGUGGCAUUUGGCAUGGAAGGGACCAUGUGGAACCCGCAAUGACAUGUCAACCUGGGAAUUAUGAACAUAGAGUUACAUUAGACUCGACUC
Messenger RNA from Aspergillus welwitschiae, 875 nucleotides. RefSeq lists its product as uncharacterized. The coding region runs from base 85 to 849 and encodes 254 amino acids. Lineage: Eukaryota; Fungi; Ascomycota; Eurotiomycetes; Eurotiales; Aspergillaceae. The record is from RefSeq and is a predicted model, not a curated record. The transcript has 4 exons.